Messenger RNA from Ceutorhynchus assimilis (cabbage seed weevil), 2089 nucleotides. The record is from the annotation of a GenBank genome assembly. Lineage: Eukaryota; Metazoa; Arthropoda; Insecta; Coleoptera; Curculionidae.
UUAUCCUCUGUUUAUCUGAAUAAACAAUCAACGAGUAUGGGACAUGAAAGAGAGCAUCUAGAUAGUAAUUCACAAAACAGAACGCACUAUUUGAAAUCUACUCCAAUAGACUCAGAAACUCACCACCACAAAAGAAUAAAAAUUGAACCAACGUCUGACAGCGAUGAACAACGUCAGGACUACGAUGAGACUGUCCAGCGAUCAAUGCAUUCUCUAUUUCCAAAAAAUCACCACCAGGCAUUAAGAGAAAAUCAAAAAACUUCGUUAGGGAUAGAAAUCGACGAAUCAGAAUCGCAAUACACAUACAGCAAUUCAAGCUCACCACAGUUUCAGGGGCAGGAUCAAGAGUCAAGUUCAACUGGUUUGAGAAAAGUAGAAGAUUCAACUGAAAACGAAGACGAAGCCAGCAAGUUUUUACCCAAUGUACAAGUUAUAGCAGCAAGCGGGGACAAUAUCAUAGCAGUAGCAAAUCCAGCUCUAGCGAUGUCUCCAGCUUUAUUAUCACAUUCUUCUAUACGAGAGCGAAGGGAAGACGCCAAAGACUAAUUAGAGGUUUAAAGAAAAUAAAUUUAUUGUUAAAGAUAAAAGGGUGAAAUUUUGAUCAGUCUUUAUAGUCAGGGUCAAUCAAAAAAAGAGUAUAGGUAUCUCUGUUCUGUUUCGGAUAUGGUUCGGCAGUUGCCAGUUACUUAUAGUUUCGGACCAAAACCUCCGAACCAGGGCCAGUCAUAAAAUGAAAAUUAUGUAGAAAACAUGGUGAAGUUUUUAAAAUGGAACACAACUCACUCUGUUCCAACUGACAUGAGAACCGUUCUAGAACGGUAAUUUCCAGUUGCCCACCUAUUUUUCAAUAAGUUGAAUGUUUACCCAAUUGACAAAUGAAUUGAUCGACGGAAAAUUACCGUUCUAGAACGGUUUUCAUGUCGGUUGGAACAGAGCUAAUGAUGCUUCAAUAUGUAACAAUUAUAUAUCAUUGCUUCCUUUCUUGUGUCAAGUCUUUGGAUUUUUUUAAAAAUAUUUUGAUCGUUCCAUCCUCGGUUCCUACAUUUCCCUUUUGGUCCGAGAAGGUUCGUUCACAUACUUGUGGGCUCAGUUGAUAUUGGUCAAAGACUCAAUACCUAUGAUUUCUGUAAUAAAGCCUGAUUAAAAUAAAUGGUGUUUUAGAUAUAAUGAAAGAUACUGUAUUACAAAAUGUAUGUGAUAAUUUUUUAAAAGUUAUGGCAAAACAUGAUAUGAUAGUUACUAAAAAUUAGAUAUUUUACCCUGUGUCUAUUAUUUUUAACUGAGUAGAAGUUUUAAAUCUUAUACGUUUUUGCUUUGUCAUAUCUAUUGAGAUAUACCCUUAAAAGUAGUGGUUUGAGUAAUUUGUGUAAGAUUUUAUGAGAAAAAAGUUUAUAUUUAUAUUUUGUCUGGAAGUCAUGUAGUAGGGCUUAACCUAGAGGAGUACAUAUAGAGUAAAGAGAAAGGGACGUUUCAGGCAUACAAGUUUUAUUUUACUCAUGUGGAACGAUUUUUGCCGACCUAGAAAAGAAAUCAUGUUCAUCAAAGGUACAUGAGUACAUAACACUCUUAAUGCACAACAAUAAACAAUGUAUAAACAAAAAAAUAUAUUGGUAGUGCAAAUUUAUUUCUUUCCUUUUGCAUCAUUUCGUAUUCAUGUUUGAUCGGAAGUCUUUGAUGUAGACUCAGCAUGGCCAAUUAUAAAUAAUCAAUUUCAAACACGAGUGAAAUUUGCAAUUUUCGAGAAGGCUGCAUGUCAUUUAGUUGAUAUUUAAAUCAGCCUUUUAAGGCAAUAUAUUGAACCUUCAAUUGUGAUUUCACGCAAAAUAUAAAUAUAAACAUUAUGUAUGUGAUGUAUGGCCAUUUUAUUCUUUUAUCAUUAAGUAUAAAAUUAAUCUUUUUCACUAAAACCCAAAACUUUUCAAGUAAUAUCCAAAAAGCUCUGUUGUAUUUAGGCUCGGUUUAUUCAUCUUCAGAGAAACUUGAUGGUAACUAUCUGCAAAUUAUAUUUGUGAAAAAAACACCAAGUCGUGGUCUCAAAAAUUUUUAAUAUCAAGGUUACAUGUUUCGCCCAAUAAUGGGCAUCAUCAGA